Molecule: messenger RNA, 819 nt
Organism: Acanthamoeba castellanii str. Neff
Lineage: Eukaryota; Discosea; Longamoebia; Acanthamoebidae
Product: stationaryphase survival protein SurE, putative
Exons: 6
Coding region: 1-819 (272 amino acids)
Molecular function (GO): nucleotidase activity
Source: RefSeq, a predicted model, not a curated record
AUGGAAUCGACGCAGAAGAAGUACAAGAUCCUCGUGUCGAACGACGACGGCAUUGAUGCGCCUGGUGUGCUCUCCAUCGUGGAAGAGUUGGCCCGCUACCACGACCGCUACGAGGUGCGCGUAGCCUGCCCGGCCGAGCAGCAAUCCGCCCAGUCCCACGCCGUCACCAUCUUCAAGCCCCUCUGGGCCGAGCCCUAUGCCUUCCACUCCGACCUCGCCCAUGUGCCCGCCUACAAGGUGUCCGGCACGCCCACAGACUGCGUCAAGGUGGCCCUCAUGUCCGACCUGCUGGGCGGCUGGCAGCCCGACCUCGUCGUCUCUGGGAUCAACGCGGGACAGAACGACGGAUUGAAUGUGAUCUACUCGGGCACCUGCGCUGCGGCGUUGGAGGCGAGCAUGUACGACAUUCCGUCCAUCGCCCUCUCGCUCGAAUACAACUUUGCCAUUGGAGACGCCGUAUUGGCCGACAUCUCGCUGUGGAAGAACAUCUGCUGCAACGUCAACUUUCCCAACGUGCCCGAGGACCAAGUCAAGGGCUACAAGCUCACAAAGCAGGGCAACAGCAGCUUCAAGGACAAGUACGUGCGGCACCACAUGACCGAGGAGGAAAAGCACCUUCACCCCACCCGCACCGUCUACCGCAUGGAGGGCUUCAUGGAGCUGUCGGACACGGACGAGGAGCUGGACACGGUGGCGAUGCGACAGGGCUGGGUGGCGGUGACGCCCAUCUCGGCCUACGCUCAGAACGCGCUCGCCCUCGACACCACCGCCAAGAUCACCAGCUGGCCCGUCUUUUCCCUGACUCCCGCAUCCCUCUGA